AUGGAGUAUGUCACCCGAGGGGUCUGUGGCCAGGAGGGAUGUCGUGAGAGACGAUACUAUCUCGACAACGGCCUCUGGUUCUGCCGUCGUGGUCACUUGCAAGAGGGCCGACAAAUUGAAGAGGAUCCGGAUGAUUUCGGCACCCAGGGUAAAAAGCACCGGGUAAAGAAGGAAAAGGAAGAGAGGUCACGAAAGACAUAUAGUGGUCGCAGGGCGCAUACGCUUUUCUUGCAAGCUUACCAGCUAAUUCUUUGGAAACAAUGUCACGCCUUGAUUCAUGAUCAUGGCUUCCCAGAGCAAUUCGAGGCCGUUCUGCGCGACCUCUGGGUCUUGAGGCUGCAAGACUUUACCCUCAGGAUCAACGCGACGACAGACGACGAGGAAGAUGAUGAAAGAGAGCUGUUUAGCUCUCAGCCCGAGACUGAUAGCUCUGAUGACUUGGGCUUCAAGUCUAGGGGAGGGCGGUAUCUCGAAUGGCCGCGUCUACUAGACUCCGUUGGCCUUUGCUAUUUGGCAGCCGUGCUCAUGCGGCUCCCUGUCUGCGUCAGCGACCUUCAUCGCUUGAUCAUACGACAAGAUAUUCCCUAUAUCAGGGUUGCAAAAUCUAUUCCUCACGAGAUGAGAGAUAAACUCCCUCCUGAAUUUAUUGCAAGACUCGAUGUUCAUCAACUGCCCAAGUUGGAAACACUUCAUCGCGCUUUCGUGGACCUCAUUCUGCAUUACCAACACCGAUUUGAGAUCACUCUUCCGCCGCUAAAUUCCAACCUCAUCUUAUACCGGCAUAUCAAAAGACUUGCAAUUCCAAUUGAUAUUUAUGAGACUGUCAAAUUCCUGAACGGUCUUGUUGGCUUCAAGUAUGCAUUUGGUAGUACCAAGCAGAAACGCACCCUCGACCUACCCGAAGUCCAAUUAAUGGCGCUUAUUGUUGUUGCGACCAAAUUACUCUUCCCUUUCGACGACCUGGAACGCCAUCCUGCCACGACCAAAGAGCCUGCCAGUCAGGCUAUAAAUUGGUCCCUGUGGGCGCGAGCCCAGACUCACUUCAAUAACCGCGAGAAUGCCAACGGGGGCAUUGGCAAAGAGCAGGUCAUUCAACUCACUGAUGAAGAUGUUUUGAAUAUGGCUCCCAAUCAGCUCGACGAGUACAUGGACUGGUACGAAAGCAACUGGAUCGAUAGCUUCCGGCUGGCGAACCCUGUCGCAGACAUGUUCUCAACCAGCCGAACAACUGAGACGCCCGCCCCGCCGCAAGCCGUACCACCUUCGACCCUGACGACGGCUGCUAACACAGAAGAGGCCCUGAAAUCCUUGGUACAUGCAGUAAUGCAGGACUUGAAGGCAAAUGAAGUCAAUCCAGAUCCGGAAGAGGACGAUCGCCGGCCAGGUUCUUGGUACUGGCGAUAUCGAUGGGAAUCGCAACUUCCCGACACGGCCAGGCCCUUCUACGAACUGGCCGCUCAGAUUGCAGCUGUCUCGUUACAGACGCUUAUUCAUGCUGUUACCAUCACUGAAUAUAGGAUUGCAAAAACCGUGGAAGACAAACGGCGAGCGGAGUAUUUCAGUCAAGUGAUGGAUCUGGAUAUGGAGGGGGAGGCAGAUGAAGACAGUGCCGAUGGGAUGGACGAGAUUGAUGAGCAGCUUACUGGACUUGAUCGAGAAAUCAUCAAAUUGUCAUCGCCUCCUCCGCCUCGAACUCAGCGACCGACCGCCGACACCAACGAAAACUCGCAACCAUUGGCGCCUCCCGGCUACAAAGUCGCGGUCCAUGAAUUGAAGUAA
This is a messenger RNA of Penicillium cataractarum, 1779 nucleotides long. RefSeq names its product TFIIB-type zinc finger domain-containing protein. The record is from RefSeq and is a predicted model, not a curated record. Gene Ontology annotation, cellular component: RNA polymerase I core factor complex; RNA polymerase transcription factor SL1 complex. NCBI's taxonomy places the organism in Eukaryota, Fungi, Ascomycota, Eurotiomycetes, Eurotiales, Aspergillaceae. The transcript is spliced from 9 exons. Bases 1 to 1779 code for a protein of 592 amino acids. Gene Ontology annotation, molecular function: RNA polymerase I core promoter sequence-specific DNA binding. Gene Ontology annotation, biological process: nucleolar large rRNA transcription by RNA polymerase I; RNA polymerase I preinitiation complex assembly.